AUACUUAGAGUUGGCAUCCCCAUUGGUUCUGUAUUCUCAACUUGCUUGUGUGGAAUUUGUGUAUCCGGUAGUGUCCAGGUCGUUGUGUGUUGGUUUGAUUGUCUAUCUGUUUGGAGUUGGACGGUGCCUUUAGCCAUGUCUGGACGCGGUAAAGGAGGUAAGGGCUUGGGGAAGGGUGGCGCCAAGCGUCAUAGGAAGGUGUUGCGAGACAACAUUCAGGGUAUCACUAAACCCGCCAUCCGGCGCCUGGCGCGAAGAGGAGGUGUGAAGCGUAUCAGUGGGCUUAUUUACGAAGAGACUCGUGGUGUGCUCAAAAUAUUUUUGGAGAACGUGAUCAGGGAUGCUGUGACGUACACCGAGCACGCGAGGCGCAAGACUGUGACGGCCAUGGAUGUGGUCUAUGCAUUGAAGCGACAGGGCAGGACUCUGUACGGGUUUGGAGGCUAGAUCCUGUGUGCGAGUUGGUUCUUUCAUACAAACUGGUGUUGUUGAACACCACAUCUUUUUUGAAUCCUUGUCAAGUCUAACUUCCAUGCCAUUUCUGUUUCUCGUAAGGGUGCGGGUUUGUUGUGUACUCUUGGCAGUUGCGCAAUAUGAAUGUGUCGUGCUGAUGAUAGAGAGACUUAAGAUAGUGUCGAUUACAGCUGGAUCUUGUGUUGCUUCGAAAUCCGACUCAUAACGUUCGAGAUACAGAUCAGCCCGUAUAGAGCUACCCUAGGUAAUUUACUUGACCUUGGUUAGUGCCCAGUACCUGAGUGACAAGCAGCCGUGCGAUUCCUCUGGUAUGCCUUCCAUGGUCGGUCGCGGGGAAUAGUAUCUAAUUGAACCGACCUUGAAUUCAGAGAUCACUCAGGGACGGGACGUUGGCCCUGGCCAGUCCAUAUGCCGUGUACUAUUUUUGAGCAUGAUUUGCUUUUGGUUUUCGACUUUUCAUAACCCCAUAGCUGAACCUGCCACGUAAAACAACUGCGAAAACGGAGGAUCUAACUUCAACAAAGAAUUGACACAAUACCAAUUCAGUUUCUGUAUCGA
Molecule: messenger RNA, 1032 nt
Organism: Physcomitrium patens
Lineage: Eukaryota; Viridiplantae; Streptophyta; Bryopsida; Funariales; Funariaceae
Product: histone H4
Cellular component (GO): nucleosome
Molecular function (GO): protein heterodimerization activity; structural constituent of chromatin; DNA binding
Source: RefSeq, a predicted model, not a curated record